AAAAGACCAAAACGAUUUCAAACCCUAAUUUCUCUUUUGCUCUCUCUUCUUCUUCCCAUUUCUUCCACCGCCAUUCUCAAACUCAGCAGGCCAGGAAGGCGGUUGCAAAACCCACGGCACCACCAAGGCGCCAAAGUUCAAGCGCCAAAAGCGUGAGCAUGAUGUAGCCUUCUUCUGUUUGAGAGAACAAAACCCCUGUUUUGCCAGAUUUGUUGGUUUGACAGUCCCGUUUAGGAAGACGAAUUGAAGUCCAAACUCAGUUGGUUCCUGGUCUCGUUUCGGAAGAAGAAUUGUAGGUUGUUUUCUCGACUCAAGAACAAAAACAUUAGAAGAUGGAAGGAGGAGAUAAAGAAGGUGCUUUUACAGGGCCAAUUUUCAGAGACAUAAGGCGCUACUACUGUGAAUUCUGUGGCAUUUGCAGAUCCAAGAAAUCUCUGAUUACCUCUCAUAUCCUCACCUACCACAAGGACGAGAUGGAGGAGAAAAGAGAUAAUAAUGACCAAGAAAAAGAGAAAAGGAAAUCAAAUACUUGUGAAGAGUGUGGUGCAAGCUUCCGAAAACCUGCAUACUUGAAACAGCAUAUGCAAAGUCAUUCAAUCGAGAGGCCUUUCACUUGUCCUGUGGAUGACUGCAGUUCAAGUUAUAGACGAAAAGAUCACUUGACUCGACACCUCCUCCAGCACCAAGGCAAACUCUUCACCUGCCCUAUGGAGAACUGCAAUCGCAUGUUCUCUUUACAGGGCAACAUGAAGCGGCAUGUGAAUGAAAUGCAUGAUGAUGAAGAGCCUUCUUUCUCUGAGGGUGAUGGUCAGAAGCAUGCCUGUGAGGAGUGUGGAAAGGUGUUUAGAUUUGCAUCAAAGCUGAGGAAGCACAUGGACUCUCAUGUUAAGCUGGAUACUGUGGAGGCUUUCUGCAGCGAACCAGGCUGUCUUAAAUGCUUCACAAAUGUUGAAUGCCUUAAAGCUCAUAUCCAGUCUUGCCACCAGUACAUCACUUGUGAGGUCUGUGGGGUGGAGCAACUGAAGAAGAAUAUCAAGCGACAUAUGAGGACACACGAAGCUGGAGUUACAUCCGAGAGUAUUAAGUGCAGUUUCAAGGGCUGUCUUCACACAUUCUCAACUAAAUCAAAUCUCAACCAGCAUAUAAAGGCUGUUCAUCUCGAGCUUAGACCAUUUGCCUGCCGAUUUCCUGGAUGUGGCAAGAAGUUUCCUUACAAGCAUGUAAGAGAUAAUCACGAGAAGACAGGAACUCAUGUUUAUGUCCAAGGGGAUUUUGUGGAGUCAGAUGAGCUAUUCCGCACAAGGCCCAGGGGUGGGCGGAAAAGAAAGUGCCCGGCUGUGGAGACAUUGCUGCGUAAGAGGGUUCUUCCACCCAGUCAAAUGGAUUCGGCUUUGAGCCAGGGUUCUGACUACCUUGCUUGGUUACUGUCCUCGACCACCCACGAUGAAGAGCAAUGAGAUGAGAUCAUGAGAGAGGUGUCCAUAAUUUUGUACAUGAUGAUAUUUUAUAUAUAUACAUAGUAAGUCUUCUUGGUAGUCUUUCCAGAAGAUUUAGUUGUUUUUCUCAUGACUGUCAUCUUUUGUAAUAUUUGUAACGGAUUACUACAGAUGUUUAGCAUGGACAUGGUCUAUGAAUCAGCUUGUCAGGGUAGCAAUGUUUAGCAUCAAGGGCCUUGUAUUGGAUGUAUUAAUUGGGGACCCAUGACCCAAAUUAAAUGUCAAUUACAUUUUGUAGUAAAACUCUCCCCUUUCGUCCAUGUUAUAACUUUUUGAUUCUAA
Nelumbo nucifera (sacred lotus) is the source of this 1778-nucleotide messenger RNA. RefSeq names its product transcription factor IIIA (gene TFIIIA). The record is from RefSeq and is a predicted model, not a curated record. Gene Ontology annotation, cellular component: nucleus; nucleolus. Gene Ontology annotation, biological process: regulation of transcription by RNA polymerase II. NCBI's taxonomy places the organism in Eukaryota, Viridiplantae, Streptophyta, Magnoliopsida, Proteales, Nelumbonaceae. Gene Ontology annotation, molecular function: DNA-binding transcription factor activity; 5S rDNA binding.